AUGUAUCUAUCUAUCUAUCUAUCUAUCUAUCUAUCUAUCUAUCUAUCUAUCUAUCUAUCUCAGUCUCUGCGUAUUUCUGUCUAUCUAUUUAUCUCAGUAUAUCGGAUAGACGCUAUCCAUCUCUAUCUAUCUAUCUAUCUAUCUAUCUAUCUAUCUAUCUAUCGCAGUCUCUUCAUAUCUAUCUCAGUCUCUUCAUAUCUAUCUAUCUAUCUAUCUAUCGCAGUCUCUUCAUAUCUAUCUCAGUCUCUUCAUAUCUAUCUAUCUAUCUAUCUAUCUAUCUAUCUAUCUUCUAUCUAUCUAUCUAUCUAUCUAUCUAUCUAUCUAUCUAUCGCAGUCUCUUCAUCGGUAUGUAUAUAUGUAUGUAUCUAUCUAUCUAUCUAUCUAUCUAUCUAUCUAUCUAUCUAUCUAUCUAUCGCAGUCUCUUCAUAUCUAUCUCAGUCUCUUCUUAUUUAUCUAUCUAUCUAUCUAUCUAUCUAUCUAUCUAUCUAUCUAUCUAUCUCAGUCUCUUCGUAUUUCUGUCUAUCUAUUUAUCUCAGUAUAUCGGAUAGACGCUAUCCAUCUCUAUUUAUCUAUCUAUCUAUCUAUCUAUCUAUCUAUCUCAGUCUCUUCGUAUUUCUGUCAUCUAUUUAUCUCAGUAUAUCGGAUAGACGCUAUCUAUCUAUCUAUCUAUCUAUCUAUCUAUCUAUCUAUCUAUCUAUCUAUCUAUCGCAGUCUCUUCAUAUCUGUAUGUUUGUAUGUAUCUAUCUAUCUAUUUAUCUAUCUAUGUCAGUCUCUUCAUAUCUAUCUCAGUCUCUUCAUAUCUAUCUAUCUAUAUCUAUCUAUCUAUCUAUCUAUCUAUCUAUCUAUCUAUCUCAGUCUCUUCGUAUUUCUGUCUAUCUAUUUAUCUCAGUAUAUCGGAUAGACGCUAUCUAUCUAUCUAUCUAUCUAUCUAUCGCAGUCUCUUCAUCUAUCUCAGUCUCUUCAUCUAUCUCAGUCUCUUCAUCUAUCUAUCUAUCUAUCUAUCUAUCUAUCUAUCUAUCUAUCUAUCGCAGUCUCUUCAUAUCUCUCUCAGUCUCUUCAUAUCUAUCUAUCUAUCUAUCUAUCUAUCUCAGUAUAUCGGAUAGACGCUAUCUAUCUAUCUAUCUAUCUAUGUUAUCUAUCUAUAUUGCAAUAUCAGACAUUUUUAGGGCCUUUCUUCUUCCAUGCUUUUCUCUCUCACCCGCUACAAAGUGA
Molecule: messenger RNA, 1212 nt
Organism: Acanthosepion pharaonis
Lineage: Eukaryota; Metazoa; Mollusca; Cephalopoda; Sepiida; Sepiidae
Source: the annotation of a GenBank genome assembly